GGGGUUCGGGGGGAGACAAACCCGGGGACAAGUGGAGCAACUUUGACCCAACUGGGCUGGAAAGAGCUGCAAAGGCUGCCAGGGAGCUCGAUAAAUCACGACAUGCCAAGGAAGCGCUGGGGCUGGCUCGCAUGCAGGAGCAGACUUUACAGCUGGAGCAUCAGAGUAAAGUGAAAGAAUAUGAGGCGGCUGUGGAGCAGCUGAAGGGUGAGCAGAUCCACCUCCAGGGCGAGGAGAGACGGAAAACUCUUGCAGAGGAGACGAAGCAACACCAGGCGAGGGCACAAUAUCAAGAUAAACUUGCCAGGCAGAGGUAUGAUGAUCAGCUCAGACAACAGCAAUUUGUCAAUGAGGACAACCUUCGCAAACAAGAGGAGUCUGUUAUGAAGCAAGAGGCCAUGAGGAAAGCUACCAUCGAACAUGAGAUGGAUCUGAGACACAAAAACGACCUGCUUCGCAUUGAAGCGGAGGCCAAAGCCCGAGCUCAGGUGGAGCGGGAUAAUGCAGACCUGAUCAGAGAGCAGAUCCGCCUGAAAGCUGCUGAACACAGACAAACUGUCCUUGAAUCUAUAAAGACGGCCGGGGCGGUGUUUGGGGAAGGAUUCAGGGCCUUCGUCUCUGACUGGGACAAACUCACAGCCACGGUUGCUGGUUUGACACUUUUGGCUGCAGGUGUUUAUUCAGCCAGGAAUGCCACAGGGGUGGCCGGGCGCUACAUCGAGGCUCGUCUGGGCAAACCGUCUCUGGUCCGAGAGACUUCCAGGAUUACUGUGGCUGAGGCCAUCAAGCACCCAGUCAAGACAACAAGGCGCCUGAGAAGCAGACCGCAGGAUGCCUUAGAGGGCGUCGUGCUCAGUGCAGCUCUGGAGGAGCGUGUUAGAGACAUCGCCAUCGCCACUCGUAACACGAGGCAGAACAAAGGCUUGUACAGGAACAUCCUGAUGUAUGGGCCCCCAGGGACGGGAAAAACACUCUUUGCCAAGAAACUGGCUCUCCACUCAGGGAUGGACUAUGCCAUCAUGACAGGUGGGGACGUGGCACCCAUGGGGCGCGAUGGAGUCACUGCCAUGCACAAGGUGUUUGACUGGGCCAGCACCAGCGGCAGAGGCCUCCUGCUCUUUGUGGAUGAAGCUGAUGCGUUCUUGCGUAAGCGAGCCACUGAGAAAAUCAGCGAGGACCUCCGAGCCACGCUGAAUGCAUUCCUAUACCGCACUGGGGAGCAGAGCAACAAGUUCAUGCUGGUUCUCGCCAGUAACCAGCCGGAACAGUUUGACUGGGCCAUUAACGACCGAAUUGAUGAGAUUGUGAACUUUGCCUUACCGGGUCUAGAGGAGAGGGAGAGGCUGGUGCGCCUUUAUUUCGACAAAUUUGUGCUGGGUCCGGCCACUACAGGGAGACAGAGAUUAAAGCUUGCUCAGUUCGACUACGGCCAGAAGUGUUCAGACAUUGCACGGCGAGCAGAAGGCAUGUCUGGCCGUGAAAUCUCUAAGCUUGGUGUGGCCUGGCAGGCUGCUGCAUACUCAUCCGAAGAUGGAGUUCUGACUGAAGCGAUGAUUGAUGCAAGAGUUGAUGAUGCCGUUUUGCAGCAUGCACAGAAAAUGGACUGGCUGCUGAUGGAAGCAGGUGCAGGGGUCGGCAAGGUCGGCGUCCUCGUCCCUAAGGAAACGGCUGCUGCUGCUGCAGCCCAGGAGGCUGCUGCUGCUGCUGCACAUGUGGAAGAGGCAGCGCCAACUAUACAAGAGGUUCUUCCAAUCAUAGAGGCUGUGAGCACUGCUGCACAGGCCGAAGCAGCUGCUGCACCUGCAGAGGCAGAGGUGAUUCUCAAAGAGGCGGCCACUUUGGUUAAAGAAGGGGAAGCUGUAGGAACAGUUGAAACCAUCACUGAGACGGCUGCUGCUGCCCCAUUGUUGCAGGAAGUUGAGGCCAUAAAGGAUGUAGCUGAGGAGGUACAGAGCACAGCUGUAGCUGCAGACGCUGUUGUUCCUGAGGUGAAAGAAAUAAUUUCUGAAGAGGCUGUUCAGGCUUCCACUGUCACAGAAACUGCUGCAGUGAGUAAAGAAGAGCUGCCUUCUGAUGGGGCUAUGCAGGAAAGUGAGGCUGCAGUGUUAGCCAAGGAGGAAAAGGAUGUUGAAACAACUGUCUCUGCUAUUGCUCAGGAGGUAGAGCUUGAAGUCUCUAAAGAUGUUCCAAAGCCAGAGGCUACAGUUGCAGGAAUCUCUCAGGAGACCGUUGUGCAGGAAGCUGAGUCAGCAGCCAAGCCAGCUGAAGGCGUAGAAACUGAAGCCCCUGUGUCUGCUGUAGAAGCCGGAGCUGAUGCUGCAAAGGUGGUAGAGGAAAUUGCAACCAAUGUAGCUCAAGUAACCGAGUCUGUAGCAAACAUAGUAAAGGAUGCUGAAGUUAUAGCAGCUGAUGUGGCCCAGGUGGCUGAAGCAGUAGCAGCUGUCACUGAACAGAUUGAGGCAGCAGUCAUCAAGGAGGUUGAAGCAGCAGAGGGCGAAGUUGCAAAGGUUGCAAGUGAAGUUGUAGUGGAAGCUGGGUCUGAAACAUCAGAAGUUGCUAAAGAGGUUGAAACAGAGGUGACAGAAGUAGCAAAGGAGGCAGAGGUGAUUGCUACAGAAGUUGUCAAGGAUGCUGAAGCUGAAAUAACUGAGAUGGUUACCAAGGAAGCAGAGGUUAUCCCAACAGAGUCUGAAGCCAAAGUGGAAGCUGAGGAGCGUCAGGCAACAGCCAUUGAGGGAACAGCAGAGGGUCAAACUAUAACUGCAGAAACAGCUGCAAAGGAAGCAGAAAUUGUCUCAGCAGAAGCUCCCAAGGAAGCAGAAAUUGUCUCAGCAGAAGCUCCAAAGGAAGCAGAAAUUGUCUCAGCAGAAGCUCCAAAGGAAGAAGAGGUCAUCUCAGCAGAAGCUCCCAGGGAAGCUGAAGAAAUCAUUGCAGCUGAAGCUCCAAAAGAUGCAGAAGUAACAGCAGCAGAGGUGUCCAAGGAAGCAGAAGUUCCCAAGGAAGCAGAAACCCCAGCAGCAGAAGUGCCUAAGGAAGAAGUUGCCCAAGCUGAAGUUUCUAAAGAGGCAGAUACUGUGCCUGCAGAAGAGGGCAAACUGCCAGAGACUACUGAUGUUGCAGCCAAGGAAGCAGAAUCCAAACCAGCACAGUCUACAGAGGAAGCUGAGGCUGUAGUUGAGACCAAGGUCCAAGAGUCCAAGGUUGAAGCAGAGUCUGUCGUGUCAGAAGAGUCAGUGAAACCUGAGAGUCCAGUCACAGAGACAUCGGCUUCAUCUCCAACUCCAGCCACUGAAGAAGCUGAACCAACUGAGAAGCCUGUUUCCGACAAACAGGGCGGAGAAGCAAAACCGCAAGAUAAGCCAACAAAAUAAUUUCUUUGAAUAAAUACUUGAUGCAUAGAUUGUAUAUAAAGAUGGACAAUGUGCCUUAACCUUCUCCUGUUGUACGAAGGUGAAGCCAAAAUACCUCCAUGAAGCAUUUGGAGCCAGAGUCUGUGUAGUAGAUGGGUACUGAAAUCGGAUCACUACUGCUAACAGAGGCAUCCAUCUGAUUUUCUGAUAAAACAGCAAAGAUUGUUAAGGUAGUACAACCUUUAGAAAAUCCUUGUGUCAGUUUAAAGGAGAUUCUCGGUUUUGGAAAGUUCAGUGCCUUUUGUGUUACAGCUUGUCCUAACAGCAGAUAUUAUAACAACAGAUGUUUGCUGCCACAUGACAUCUGUUAAAUAUUUUCAUCUCUGCUCCCUGUCUAGUUUUACAGUAUGAUGUAGUGCUUUUAUUUUGAAGGCACGUCUUUGAAAGGGACAAGCCAUGUAGUUUUGCCUCCAGGGUAACUGGAGUCAGACCACAACACCUCAAUCAUGGAUGUGGACAUUUUUCCCUUACCACUAUCUCAACGCAAGCAAAACAAGCUAACAAUAUCUGUUAAGUGAGGAAAGUGGAAGAAAAUGUAGAAAAUCUUGAUAUGAUAAAUGUUGAUAUCCUUUAUCCCUUUUUCCUCAUUAAUGUCUGUGCAAGUGACCAAAAGGAAACUAGAACCAGGGGGACAGUGCAAAACUUAGCACUUAAGCCCAAGUUCAGCUCAAAGAUGUCAACACGACAAGACUGUUUUAGAGCAUCGCUGGCAAAUGUCACAUCAGUCUAAGCCAAGCCAUUGCAGCUCCAAGCAAGCCGUCUGAUGCUGUUGCCUGCGAUGCAGCUUCUCAAAUCCCAGACAGCUAGUAACAGGACAUUGCAAGCUUAUAAAUAUGAAAAAGGGAAAUGUGAAUCUUGUUUUUACUGUUUAGAACGCACUGGCAUUUAAUAAAGUCAUGUCUUGAAGUAACCCUGCAAACUGGUGACUUUCAGCUAAGUUCCAGAUGGCUGAAAGUCACCAGUUAACACAUGGACCAAUUAAACCAUUACACUGGUUGCAUUAACGCUCUAUGCUGAGAAAAAUGUUGUAGAAACAAGCUUCAGAUGGCAUGUGCUGAAGAUCAGUUACCCCAUUAACAGAUCUGAUGUUACUAUUGAUUAUUGAUCUUAAUAUUUUAAAGUUCUGAUCUCAGAAUUAAUAUUGAAGUAUCCUUUUCAAGUUUUCCAUAUUUGUAGUUUACAUCCCACAUACCAGGUAGUUGUAUAUGGCUUGAGCUCUGUUGUGGCCCUCUAGAGGUAUCUUCCAAUAACAUGUGUUUAAUGUAGGCAAGUAUGUUUACAAGAAAGCUCAUGAUGCUGCCAGACAUAUUUGCAAGGUGAGCUAGCAUAUAAUAUCUCUGGCCUGUGUAAUGGGAAACAAAAUUAUUGAACUGGUUUAAUCACUGAGACUUGCUCUUGUCAUCCUGCUUCCAUUCACUUUUUCUCCUCCAUUCUGCUAUUUUGGUGCCCACAGUGCCACAAGAACCACAUUUAUUAACUGAGCGGUCAAUCGUGGUCUCUUAUAUUCUUAUUAUAACAUCAUAUAAUAAGAAAAUAAAAAGAAACUUCCCAGAAAAAGAAGAUGUUGACUGUUGACAUAUCAGUGUGUACAUGUCAUGACAAGGAAUCUGGUUUUUAUUUUUAGGUGUGGUUUAUGCCUAGUACUCUAGUCAGUCAGUAGAGGGAGCUCCAAAUGUUUUGGCUUCACUUAUGAUACAUUGUUAUAUUGUCCAUUCUUUAUGCAGUCUAUGAUUUGAUGAAACACCACUGUAAAUGAAGCUGUUCUUUUUCUUCAACACUUGAACCUCAAGUCAAAAACAUUCACUUUGGAUUCUAUGUACUUUUCUAUCAGUCUGCUUGUAAUUUAAGAUCUGUAAAUGCCAACAUUAAGGUGACAGUGUGAUAUUGGGCUGUAGAUUUGCAUGACUCUGAAUUAAAGUAUGU
This is a messenger RNA of Cheilinus undulatus (humphead wrasse), 5333 nucleotides long. RefSeq lists its product as uncharacterized. Gene Ontology annotation, biological process: mitochondrion organization. Lineage: Eukaryota; Metazoa; Chordata; Actinopteri; Labriformes; Labridae. The transcript is spliced from 16 exons. The record is from RefSeq and is a predicted model, not a curated record. Gene Ontology annotation, cellular component: mitochondrion. The coding region runs from base 132 to 3371 and encodes 1079 amino acids. Gene Ontology annotation, molecular function: ATP binding; ATP hydrolysis activity; zinc ion binding.